Messenger RNA from Cordyceps fumosorosea ARSEF 2679, 3096 nucleotides. Its product is annotated as chaperone protein dnaK. The transcript has a single exon. Gene Ontology annotation, cellular component: endoplasmic reticulum chaperone complex. The record is from RefSeq and is a predicted model, not a curated record. The coding region runs from base 1 to 3096 and encodes 1031 amino acids. Gene Ontology annotation, molecular function: ATP-dependent protein folding chaperone; ATP binding. Gene Ontology annotation, biological process: cellular response to hypoxia; negative regulation of hypoxia-induced intrinsic apoptotic signaling pathway; endoplasmic reticulum unfolded protein response. Lineage: Eukaryota; Fungi; Ascomycota; Sordariomycetes; Hypocreales; Cordycipitaceae.
AUGGCGCGUUUACGCCUAUCAUCGCUCAUGGCGCUCCUCGGAGCCGUCUUCUUCCUCUCUGCCAAUGUCAUGGCCGUCUCGGCCGUGCUCGGCGUCGAUCUCGGCACCGAAUACAUCAAGGCCGCCCUCGUCAAGCCGGGCGUGCCCCUCGACAUUGUCCUGACCAAGGACUCGCGGCGUAAAGAGGCGUCCGCCGUCGCCUUCAAACCCGCGCCCGGCGGCGCCAAGCCAGACCAGUUCCCCGAGCGCGCCUACGGCGCCGACGCCCUCGCACUCUCCGCCCGCUUCCCCGGCGAAGUCUAUCCGAACCUCAAGACCAUCCUCGGCCUGCCCGUGGGCGACGCCAUCGUCGCCGACUACGCCGCGCGCCACCCGGCCCUGCAGCUGCAGGCACACGCCUCGCGCGGCACGCCGUCCUUCAAAACCAACACGCUCACCGCCGAGGAGGAGUCCUGGAUGGUCGAGGAGCUGCUGGCGAUGCAGCUCCAGAGCAUCCAGAAGAACGCCGAGGCGCUCGCUGGCGAGGGCUCGUCUGUCCGCUCCGUCGUCAUGUCCAUCCCGCCCUUCUAUACCACUGAGGAGCGCCGCGCCCUCCAGCUCGCUGCCGAGAUGGCAAACCUCAGGGUCCUCAGCAUCAUGAGCGACGGUCUGGCUGUUGGCCUCAACUACGCCACCAGCCGUCAAUUCCCUAAUAUCAACGAGGGUGCCAAGCCUGAGCACCACCUGGUCUUUGACAUGGGCGCCGGCUCCACCACCGCCACUGUCCUCAAGUUCCAGAGCCGCAACGUUAAAGACGUUGGCAAGUACAACAAGACCGUCCAGGAGGUUCAGUCCCUCGGCGCCGGCUGGGACCGCACACUCGGUGGCGACGCUCUCAACUAUCUCAUCACGGAUGACAUGGUUUCGCAGUUUGUUGAGUCCAAAUCGGCCCAGAAGAUCUCUGCCACCUCGGGGGGCGUUCGGGCCCACGGACGUGCCAUGGCCAAGCUUAUCAAGGAAGCGGAGCGCGUACGCCACGUCCUGAGCGCCAACCAAAAUACCGGCGCCAGCUUCGAAGGUCUCUAUGAGGAUGUCGACUUCAAGUACAAGCUGGGGCGUGCCGACUUCGAGGCCAUGGCCCAGGACUUCCCCGACCGAGUUGCCGCCGUUGUGAACAACGCUCUUAAGAUGGCCGGACUUGAUAUCGUCGACAUCGACACUAUUAUCCUCCACGGUGGCGCUACGAGAACCCCUUUUGUUCAGAAGGCUCUUGAAAAGGCUAUCGGCUCCGCUGACAAGAUUCGCUCCAACGUCAACUCUGACGAGGCUGCUGUGUUUGGUGCUGGCUUCCGUGGUGCCCAGCUAUCUCCUAGCUUCCGCGUCAAGGAGAUUCGCAUCUCCGAGGGGUCCAUGUACAACGCCGGCAUCAAGUACACCAACGCCAAGGGCAAGGAACAGCGUCAGCGUCUCUGGACUGCCGCCUCUCCUCUUGGCGGUGUUCCCAAGGAGCUUUCGUUUACCGAUCUCAAGGACUUUUCCGGUAGCUUUUUCCAGCAGGUCGGCGAUGAAGACCAGACUAUUGCUACGUUUUCUGUUAAGAACCUGACUGCCACGGCUGCUGCUCUUGAAGACAAGUAUCCCUCGUGCGUCGACUCCGAAACCGUCUUUAAGCUGGCUCUUAAGCUCGCCAGCGAGAAUGGUGAGGUCGCGGUCGCCUCGGCUGUUGUGGAAUGUGAGGCCGAGGUUAAGGAGACUCUGAUUGACGGUGUUAAGAACCUCUUUGGAUUUGGGAAGAAGGAGUCAUUUGAGGAUGGUACCGACGGCAAGGCGGAUGCUACCAAAUCCAGCAAAAAGCCUACAAAGUCUAGCAAGUCCAAGAAAUCGUCCAAGACGUCCAAGGCGUCCAAGUCGUCCGAGACGUCUGAGAGCUCUUCAUCUUCUACUGAGUCGGCUUCUUCCUCUAUCGACGCCAAAGACUCCAAGUCGACUGAGGCAGUCGAAGCGCCUAAGGAAGAUGUUAAGAAGAAGGAGCUUGUCAACAUUCCCGUCCAAGUUAUUAUCGAGAAGGCCGGUAUCCCCCAGUUUACUAAGGAAGAGCUCACGACUUCCAGGGACCGACUCAAGGCCUUUGCCGCUUCUGAUAAGGCUAGAAUUCAACGCGAGGAUGCCCUGAACAAGCUCGAGGCAUUUACCUAUCAGGUUAGCAGUCUUCUUGAGAAUGAUGACUUCGUUGCCAAGUCCACCGAGAAAGAGCGCACUGCCCUCUCUGAGAAGGCUAGGGCGGCUAGCGACUGGCUUUACGAGGACGGCACAACUGCCACCAAGGACGAAUUGACGGCCAAGCUCAAGUCGCUCCAAGACCUUGCCGAGCCGAUUCAGAAGCGUGUUCAAGAGUCAACUGCGAGACCCAAGGCUGUCAAACAGCUCAAGACUAUCCUGGAUCAGACGGAUAAGUUCCUUGAGGGCAUCUACAAGCAAAUUGACGACCACGAGGAGUAUCUUGCCAGCUCCUCUGCAGCCUCUAGCUCCACCCCUACCUCUUCCGCCCCUGCCGAGUCAUCGACUGGUGAUUUUGACGGCCUCGAAGAUGAGGACGCAACCGAGGCCCCCAAAGAAGAGGUAGAGGAGGAAAAGCCUGCGGCAGCCAUUCCACCCCUAUAUAAGCGCGAGGACCUCACCGAGAUUGAGAAGCUCAACACUGAGACGAGACAGUGGCUGAAGGAGAUGGAGACCAAGCAAGACAAACUUGGCGCCACUGAGGACCCCGUUCUUCUUAGCAGCGACGUAGCUGCUAAGGAGGACAAGCUGACCAAGGCGAGUAUGGAGGUUGCGAUGAGAGGCAUCCGCACGUUCAACCCCAAGAAGCCCAAGGCCAAGAAGCCAACCAAGUCGAAGGGCAAGGGCAAGGGCAAGGGCAAGGGCAAGAAGUUCGAGGCCGGUGACCUUGACGCCGAAGUGUUUGGCGAGGGUAUCGACCAGGAGGAGCUUGACAGGAUUCUGGAUCAGAUCCGCAAGCGCCAGGCUGAAGAGGGGAAGAAGGAGGGCGAGGGGAAGAAGACGGAGGGCGAGAGCAAGAAGAAGGAUGACAAUACGGAGCAAAUACAUGACGAGCUAUAA